AUGUCCAGACCGCCCGUGUCCGCCUCUUCCGACGCUGCGGCCUUGCGGAUUCCGUGCACACCAGUGCGAGAAACCCCGCGGCCACUCCGCGUCCGUCCGAUCAACGAAUCGAACCCCCAGCAGGCCGCACAGCGCCGGUCCGGCAUGCUACGCACUCUCCCGCAGCACCGGCAGCACGCACGGCACGACACACAAUCGUCGCACGCGCCCCCGGUUCUCGCUCUCCGCUCGUAACCCCCUGACGGUGGCCCGUGGCCGGUUAAGCCCGAGGCCCGAGCGGCGGUGGAUGGACGUGCGCCGGCUCGGAGGCCGCAUCGCGGCGGCGCUGAGGGCGCUCGGCGCGGGGGGCUCGCUGUCGCUGCCCAUCCCGGCGUGGAUCACAAACGCCCUUGCGAUGAUCUCGCUCGUGCUCUCCUCCUGCGACCUGCUCCGCCUCUGCAGCGACAGGGACCGCCGGCUCCGGUUCUCGCUCGGCGGCCGCGAGUUCGUCACCGUGGUCUGCCAGCUGGCCUCCAUCGUGUACCUCUUCAGCCUUUGCGGCACCGGCAUCCCGUCUGCGGACCCCGAGACCCCCGCCCGCCGCGACCAGGGCGCCGGCUCCCCCGACCAAACGCGCGCCGCCGACGCGCCGGAGACAUUGCAUGGCGGGGACGAGGAGAUCGUUGCCGCCGUGGUGUCCGGGGCGCUGCCGUCGCACCACCUCGAGUCGCGCCUCGGAGACUGCCGCCGCGCGGCCAGUCUGCGGCGGGAGGCGCUACGGCGGAUGACGGGGCGGGGCGUCGACGGGCUCCCGCUCGACGGGAUGGACUACCAGGCUAUCCUGGGGCAAUGCUGCGAGAUGCCCAUCGGGUACGUGCAGUUGCCGGUCGGGGUCGCCGGGCCGCUGCUCCUGGAUGGGAAACAGUACCAUGUUCCCAUGGCUACAACCGAGGGAUGUCUCGUGGCUAGCGUCAACCGCGGCUGCAGAGCCAUCGCGGCGUCUGGGGGCGCCGUCAGUGUGCUGCUCCGGGAUGCAAUGUCUCGUGCGCCUGUCGUUAAGUUGCCGUCGAUAAAGAGGGCAGCGGAGCUCAAGGCGUUCGUCGAGACAAUUACCAAUUUUGAGAUUCUGUCUGCUGUCUUCAAUAGGUCCAGCAGAUUUGGGAAGCUUCAGGGUAUUCAGUGUGCACUAGCAGGUAGGAACCUUUACAUGAGGUUCACUUGUAGUACUGGAGAUGCCAUGGGAAUGAAUAUGGUGUCAAAAGGUGUUGAGGAUGUCUUGGGCUACUUGCAGAAUGAUUUCCCCGACAUGGAUCUCAUCAGCCUAUCUGGUAACUAUUGUUCAGACAAGAAGGCUGCAGCUGUAAACUGGAUAGAAGGUCGCGGGAAAUCUGUUGUUUGUGAGGCCACAGUCAAAGGGGGAGUUGUGCAGAGUGUUCUUAAGACUUCUGUGCAAAAACUUAUCGAGCUUAAUAUUGUAAAGAAUCUCGCUGGGUCAGCUGUAGCCGGAGCUCUUGGAGGUUUCAAUGCCCAUGCAAGCAAUAUCGUAACUGCCCUGUUCAUUGCUACGGGGCAGGAUCCUGCCCAAAAUGUUGAAAGCUCGCAGUGCAUAACCAUGAUGGAGGCAGUGAAUGAUGGAAGUGACCUUCACGUUUCUGUGACCAUGCCUUCUAUUGAGGUAGGCACUGUUGGGGGCGGCACUUGUCUUGCUUCACAGGCUGCAUGUCUGAACCUGCUUGGUGUGAGGGGUCCGAAUCGUGACUCACCUGGGGCAAAUGCUAAGCUUCUGGCUACCAUUGUCGCUGGCAGUGUGCUUGCUGGCGAGCUCUCUCUCCUGUCAGCCCUUGCUGCAGGCCAACUUGUGAAGAGCCACAUGAAGUACAAUCGAUCAAGCAAAGAUGUGCCAGGUGCUGCUUCUUGAGUAUAUUAUAUGCAGCAGCUCGUCGGGUACUCCAAGGCUCCAAGUGACAUGUUUUAUACAGCAGUAGCCCAAGCGAGAUCGUCGCUAAACAACAGAGAUGGGCAGAGGCCCGACUGUAGAUAAGCGAGCAGGUCCUGACAGCAAGCGCAACCUGUUUGACUGUUCCGUGGACGCUAUGUUAGCGACGUACAGCACCUGACAGAUUAUGCAGCUUCUGACUGUAACUUUUGUUUAUGUAUGUUUAGCGUUCGGUUGUAACCGUUCAAUUUUUUUUGGUUUGCUUUGGAUAGCAGAAGAUCAGAUAAAAUUUGUGUUCCUUUUUGUGCAGUAUAGUAAUUUGCCUGUUAUUAUUAUGUUGA
Molecule: messenger RNA, 2256 nt
Organism: Zea mays
Lineage: Eukaryota; Viridiplantae; Streptophyta; Magnoliopsida; Poales; Poaceae
Product: 3-hydroxy-3-methylglutaryl-coenzyme A reductase 1
Exons: 4
Coding region: 287-1897 (536 amino acids)
Biological process (GO): isoprenoid biosynthetic process; coenzyme A metabolic process; sterol biosynthetic process
Cellular component (GO): endoplasmic reticulum membrane; peroxisomal membrane
Molecular function (GO): hydroxymethylglutaryl-CoA reductase (NADPH) activity; protein binding
Source: RefSeq, a predicted model, not a curated record